Molecule: messenger RNA, 438 nt
Organism: Boeremia exigua
Lineage: Eukaryota; Fungi; Ascomycota; Dothideomycetes; Pleosporales; Didymellaceae
Exons: 2
Coding region: 1-438 (145 amino acids)
Biological process (GO): DNA-templated transcription
Cellular component (GO): RNA polymerase I complex; RNA polymerase II, core complex; RNA polymerase III complex
Molecular function (GO): DNA binding; DNA-directed RNA polymerase activity; zinc ion binding
Source: RefSeq, a predicted model, not a curated record
AUGGAACCCAUCCCGACCCCGACCACAGGCUCCUACAGCCCCCAACACCGGGACUCCAUCUCCCAGCCCGCCCCGGAAACGAGCGAACUGCUCAAAGUCCUGCACCGCAUUGAUAGCGCAGACGAUGCAAGACUAAACGGCGACACCAAUAGCACCGGCGACGAGGGCAGCGAGACCGACGCUCAUUCCGUUCGUGACCCGCCGACACCGCGCCCCGCGCCGCGAGAUCCGCUGCGCCGCGAGGACGCAUAUGCGGCGCAGCGGGCGGCGACUCGCGAGCUAGAGCGCGCGUCGCGGUGGUCGAUGGUGUACAUGUGCUUACGGUGCGAGGCGCGGGACCGGUAUCGGCAGACGGAGCCGGUGCGGUGCAAGACGUGCGGCACGGAAAUGUUGCUGAAAGUGCGGACGGCGCGGAUGGUGCAAUUUGAGGCGCGGUAG